Messenger RNA from Triticum turgidum subsp. durum (durum wheat), 567 nucleotides. Lineage: Eukaryota; Viridiplantae; Streptophyta; Magnoliopsida; Poales; Poaceae. The record is from the annotation of a GenBank genome assembly.
AUGCUACCAACAAACCCCACCAAGGAGGCCGCCCGCGCCGCCGCGCUCGCCAGGAGCUGGCGCCACAAGUUCGCCCACGUCCACGCCAUCUCCUUCGUGGAGCACGUCGCCCGCUAUGGCCCAAGCGAGGACGACUACACCUUCUUCGUGGACUCCGUGGAGCGCCGGAGCAAGAACGGGCCGCUCCUCGACAACAUCAACGCGGCGCUUCUCUGCGCCGGCGAUCGCAACGCGGCGCCGCGUGCCUUCCGCGUCCAGUUCGGCUGCUACGACAACUGGGACAAGGCCAUGGUGAGCCAGUGGCUCACCCACCUGCUGCGCCGGACCCCGCCGGAGCUCCACCUCGACCUCCGCCUCCAGAUCACCGUCAUCGGCGAGCAUCAGGUUGGCGCCCGCGACAGGGCGGACCACGGCUGCACCGCGCACAGCCCCUACGAUGCGGAUCCGUUCAUGCUGCCGGCAAGGCUCUUCUCUCCUGCGUCGCCCUACGGACGCUCUGCCUCGGCGGCUGCGCUCUGGAUCCGCCGGAGGUCACCCGCCUGCCUCUCCUCGAGACGUUGCUCCUGA